UAAAAGUUGCUAAGUGCUCGUGUCAUACUGCAUUAAGAGUGCAACACACCUAUUCACUAGAAGUAUGCCACAGAUGAGAAGACAAAUUUUCGUCCAUCUUCUCUUUGCAUGGCUUCUGCUUGCAGCUUCUGCACUCAAUCAUGUCACUACCAGUGUUCAGCAUAUGCAGUCAGUUCAUUUCAAGCUCAGAACCCUACAGGCUAGCCCAAAGCCGCAAACUGAACAUGGCAUGUUUCCAUGGGUUAAAGAAGAGAAGAAACGUAAAAGCCCAUCAGCGCCAAACCCAAUAGGGAAUCAACGCCCACCAUCUAAACCUUAGUGAUGGAAACAGUCGUUCGGCAUCAGCAUUCUGUAGACAUCAAUAGCUAGCCGUUUGG
Messenger RNA from Cajanus cajan (pigeon pea), 377 nucleotides. The record is from RefSeq and is a predicted model, not a curated record. Lineage: Eukaryota; Viridiplantae; Streptophyta; Magnoliopsida; Fabales; Fabaceae.